This is a messenger RNA of Penaeus vannamei (Pacific white shrimp), 896 nucleotides long. Lineage: Eukaryota; Metazoa; Arthropoda; Malacostraca; Decapoda; Penaeidae. The record is from RefSeq and is a predicted model, not a curated record.
GGACUGGUGACGCCAGUUCAUGACGUCAGGCACUUCCUCGCCGGCAAACGCGCGCAUAUAAAAGCUUGCAAUCACAUCCACGUGCAUCUCACACCUCUUGCACUUACGCCAAGUCGUAUCACGACGCAGACGCUUCCAUCAUGAAUACGUUGACGAUCGUGUUGGUGGCGGCAUUCGCUGUAGUCGCGAGCGGAAUGAAAGACGGCCAUCCCAAUGACCAGGAGUUCCACCACACUCUUCAUGAAGCUAAAACGAUGUGCAUGGAUAUUAUGAUGCCAUCCCAAGACGAAAUGAGUAACAUGAAAGAAAAAAUGAAAGAGUGCCUCGAAAAAGAAGGUCACACCCAUUUGACUUCACACCCUGCCUUGGCUUCCGACAAGAAGCCCCACCUAAAGCACGCGCUGUGCUUCCGCGAAGAACUCAAGGGUAUCUCGGCUGAAAGCCGAAGAUUGGUGUCGCUGUGCGCCCUCGAAGACCAUGGAGUCCUGGAUGGCGAGGAGGUCAACGUAACUAAGGUCAUGGAACUUCUGCGAACAAAGAUUGAUGCAGCAGAGGAUUCAGUAGCAAAAGAGGCCUUAUCUACAGCCCUUUCCAACUUGUCUGAGGAACCCCUAGAAGCUGACCUAUUACAUUUCAUGGAGCUCAAGAAGUCUCUUAUGAACUCCUGCCUUAUGAACGUGGUUGCAAGCCUAACCGAAGAGAAACUAUUAGCGAAGUGUUCAAAUUCAUAAGUGUCUAAGGAAGCAUUGACUUUGCGAAUAUGGAUCCCUGGCUUUUGACUUGAUAUCCUCUACGAAUGAUACCCUCAUAAGGCAACACAGCAAACCUAUAAACAUUGUAGUCAAUAGAUGCAACAUCUUGACCCAUUUUCCUCCCAAAAUAAAGACUGCAGCAUA